AUGGACGCAUGCGAUGCUGAAUCAACCGCCCCGAGCACCCUGCCCGGUCCCGGCGCAGCAACUCCCACCACACUAGGAGGCCACUCAGCCAUACAAGAAUGGCUGCAUUCGUCGUCACAGCCAAGGGACUGGCCGCACCCAGAGCCGGAGGAAGCCCCCCGACCGUCCAGAGUGACCCGGCUCUCCGACCCCCACGCCGGGACCACGGUCCUCAUAAUCGACAAGGAGCGCAACCGGGCGCUGGCAUGCCACGACGGCGGCCUACGCCUCGAGGACGCGGGCGACCUCGACGCCCUGGGGUCGAUCCCCGUCCACUGGCAGUGGUUCUCCGUCGAGACGGGCGGCUUCAAGGGGUUCAGGAGCGUCGCCAACGGCGGCUUCCUGGGCCACGACAUCUGGUGGGAGUUCUACGCCCGGGUCCACCACCACCUCGGGUGGGAGCACGCCACGCUGAGCAGGCGCGAGGGCGGCUGCUACUGGAUCCAGUUCGAGCACUGGUGGACGCUGCGCCAGCUGUGUGCUCGCGGCGACGGCAACGGCGUGUACUGGCAGCAGGAUAAUGGUACGCUGUGGGAGUUUGUGGAGGUGCACGGGGCUCGGGAUUGA
This is a messenger RNA of Clonostachys solani, 606 nucleotides long. NCBI's taxonomy places the organism in Eukaryota, Fungi, Ascomycota, Sordariomycetes, Hypocreales, Bionectriaceae. The record is from the annotation of a GenBank genome assembly.